GACGUCAGAGUCACCGCCGUUUAAAACAACCUGCCUCUGCUGCUGACGUCUUUUAUACUACUUUUUUAUAAGGAAAAAAUAUGUAUCUAACAACAAAGUGAUUAUUCUCAGCAAAGAAAGCCUGUAUCACUUUAAUUUACUGAUCUAUUCUAAUAGAGUUUUAAAGGGGAGCGCUAGAAGAUUUUCUUCCUUUAUUUUUUUUAUUUUUUUUUUCCGUUGAAAGGCGUUUGAGUGGGGGGCAUUUUACACAAAUUAAACAUGCUACUCUGCUUCGCCCUAUAAGCAUCCUAGGAGCCUGAGCUUACCAAUCAAUUGGUACAGUCAAACAGAGCCGCAGCCUGCGUUAGAGUGGAGACCUUCAGUCUCGCUUUAUUUCUGGAUAUUGGGGGACCUCUCUACCAUGUCAUAUCCACAAUUUGGAUAUCCCUAUUCGUCUGCUCCACAAUUCCUGAUGACAACCAACUCUCUGACCACUUGCUGCGAGUCCACCGGCAGAUCCAUAGCCGACUCCGGAGUAGCGGCGUCCGGGCAGACACCAGUCUACUGUCCCGUAUACGAGAGCCGGUUACUGGCCACGGCGAGGCAUGAACUCAGCUCAGCCGCCGCUCUGGGCGUGUACGGGAGCCCCUACACCGGCGGACAAGGCUAUGGGAAUUACGUUACAUAUGGCACGGACGCCUCUGCUUUCUACUCGCUGGGCACAUUCGAUACAAAAGAAGCCUCAGCUUCUGCACAUGCGGGAAUAACCCAAGCAACAGCCUACUAUCCUUAUGAUCCUACCUUGGGACAUUAUCAGUAUGACAGAUAUGGUUCCAUGGAUGGGGGAACAAGGCGGAAGAAUGCCACGCGCGAGACGACCAGCACGCUGAAGGCCUGGCUGCAGGAGCACAGGAAGAACCCGUAUCCAACUAAAGGAGAGAAGAUCAUGCUGGCCAUCAUCACCAAGAUGACGCUGACGCAGGUCUCCACCUGGUUCGCAAAUGCCAGGAGGAGGCUCAAGAAGGAGAACAAGAUGACAUGGCCGCCCAGAAACAAGGGCUCAGAGGAGAAGAGAUACGACGAGGAUGAAGAUGGGUCUCAGGAGGAGCAGAUAAAAAGCGAGAACAAUGAGGAUGAGACCAGAAGUCGGGCUGAUAAGGACCUCCAGUUGAGCGACUUGGACGAUUUCGACACGCUGGAGUCUGAGAGCUCGGAGUGUGAGCUGAAGCACCGAUACCACAUGAACACACACAUGUCAACGACGGGCGACUGCCCCACCGAACACCUCAUCAAGGACGCGUCUCUGAAAAUCUCCAUCCCUGUUUCUUUGGGAGGGGAGCAGGACUUGAGCAAAAGUUGCCUCAAAACGAACCCAGAGGAUUUCCAACCGGACAGCAGACAGCAGGUAAAAGCAUGCUAUAACCAGCAACAACAACAGCAGCAGCAAGGGCACCAGAUAUUAGACGGCAAACCUCGGAUCUGGUCUUUGGCCCAAACUGCGACGUCCCUGAACCAGACUGAGUACCCGUCCUGUAUGCUGAGGUGCCAGCCGCCGCCCUCCUCCCUCACCCCAUCCCCAGCCGCUACCUCACCCGUGACCGGCCUGGACAACAGGCAGGACUCGCCGGUCACGACCCUGAGAAACUGGGUGGACGGGGUUUUCCACGACCCCUUGUUCAGGCACAGCACUUUGAGCCAGGCUCUGACCAACACCACCGUCUCUUGGACCACGAACUCCAAAGGCGCCAUUCUGGAGGCUGAGAGGAGCACGGCGGCCUUGCAGCAGCAUCAAGACUCCUCCAAAGACAGUGACAUGAGUUUCCCCAAAACUAUCAACAAACUUUUCUGCUCCUAACAAAACCAAAUGACCCUUUUAUUGCGAAAAGAGAGACUUUUUGUGACUGACUGAAAGUCGGAUGGAAAAGCCUAUUUCGUCUCCAUGAUUCCCUUAUUAUGUUUUAUUCGUUUUUAAAAGCAAUGGUAGCUAUAUACUGUUUCAUUGGCGUUACACAAGUGACAUAUCCGAAUCGGUUUGGCUUAUUUGAUUUAACGCACGCACAAAACUUAUCGAAAUGUAUAACUAAAAGUUUACAUCUUGGGGGGAAAAAAAUAGGCCUAAGGUUUGCAUUGUUUUUUUUUUCUUUUUAAUGUUUUCUUUACUAUGCGCAUGCAAAUGUAAUUGAAUAUUAUUUAGGUCUCAGCAGUUGAGUAUCACUAUUAAAAGAAAAAAAAAGUCUCACAAAUGCACAGCUCUCUUUGGAAGUGGAUGAGAGCGUCUCAACUUUGUUCACUGAAAAUAAAAGCAGUCGGUUUCUGAA
Molecule: messenger RNA, 2297 nt
Organism: Siniperca chuatsi (mandarin fish)
Lineage: Eukaryota; Metazoa; Chordata; Actinopteri; Centrarchiformes; Sinipercidae
Gene: irx4a
Product: iroquois homeobox 4a
Exons: 5
Coding region: 401-1834 (477 amino acids)
Biological process (GO): regulation of transcription by RNA polymerase II; cell development; neuron differentiation
Cellular component (GO): nucleus
Molecular function (GO): RNA polymerase II cis-regulatory region sequence-specific DNA binding; DNA-binding transcription factor activity, RNA polymerase II-specific
Source: RefSeq, a predicted model, not a curated record